This is a messenger RNA of Sorghum bicolor (sorghum), 1683 nucleotides long. RefSeq lists its product as uncharacterized. Lineage: Eukaryota; Viridiplantae; Streptophyta; Magnoliopsida; Poales; Poaceae. Bases 343 to 1305 code for a protein of 320 amino acids. The transcript has 12 exons. The record is from RefSeq and is a predicted model, not a curated record. Gene Ontology annotation, cellular component: Mis6-Sim4 complex; kinetochore.
GCCACUGGUGAGGGUACCCUGCGCCUGCGGUCCUGCCUCUGUCGCGCCCGGCUCCCCUCCACCGCACGCUCUCGUUCCUGCGAACCCUAGUAGGGAGGAGAACGCCGCCGGAGCCACCUUGCCGGACCGGAAACAGCGAAUCGGAUCGCAUCAAAGCUGCCUAGUCAUCCCCCCCCUCCCCGACCGGAACUCGCUGCAAUCCGUCGCAGGUCGCCGGGGCCGUGGACGCCGGGCCGCCGUCGCCAAACGGAAGACGCUGCCUCCUAGCCGCUGCCGCAGGGAGGUACCGUCUCGGGGCCGCAACUGCAGGGGCGAAUUGUCGCUCAGCAGGCGGUCAGAUUCAUGGCGCCCACGGAGACUUAUGCAAGGGACGACGAUGCAAAACUUGAGGCCACACGUGCAAGGCUGUCAAACAUCCUCAGAAGGCAUGAAGAUCUGAAAGAGCGCCUUUCACGGGAUUCUGAUAAGCUGAUUUUUGAGCGCCUACAGAAAGAAUUUGAGGCUGCACGAGCUGCUCAAACCGAAGAGAUUUCAAUAGAUGAUGAUGAGUGGAAUGAUGGUUUACUGGCAACCAUCCGUGAGAAGGUAUUUAAUGUCCAUAUGGAGGCUGAUAGGAAGGCCAUGGCCAACCAAGUAAAUGUUCCAGCAGAUCUUCCAUUUCAAUCAAGGACUACAUAUAGGAUUAGAAAUAAGGUUAUCUAUUGCUUGGAUGGAGCGAGGAUUGGCAUACAGUAUGAGACAUUCUUUGCUGGCGAGCCUUGUGAAAUUUUUCAUUGUGUUUUGGAAAGCAAGUCAUUCCUGGAAAAGAUGAUUGUGAUUGAACACACCUUGCCUUUCUUUCUGCCCAUACGUGAAUUAGAAAGUGAUCUCUUGUCAUCUAAUUCCAUUAAAUUCAUUGAUCAUCUUGAAGAAAUUUUACAGGCUUAUAUUGACAGGAGAGAGCAGGUUCGUCUUAUCAAGGAGCUCUACGGGAACCAAAUUGGCGAGCUGUUCCAUAGUCUUCCUUACAAUAUGAUCGAGUUUGUAUUGGAGGAUUUUGAGUGCAAGGUUACAAUCAGUAUCCGAUAUUCGGAUCUACUGCAGACCCUGCCGAGUCAAGCAAGGGUCUUGGCUUGGCCACUUCGCUCGGCCAAGAGAAUAUCCACAAGAAGCAGCAGUGCAUCAGCUGCGCAACCAGUACCUUUUCACCUUUCAUACGCCGAGGAAGCACUCAAGACCUUGUGUCUACCAGAAGCAUACGCAGACAUUGUGCUGGAGCUACCUCAUGCUCUGAAGAGGAUUUUCUCCUCUCGGGACAGUGACUGAAUCCUGACCUCAAGGUCUCUGUAAGAUUCACAUCUCAAUCUUGGGAGGUGGGACAGGUGUUUGAAGAUAUAUUGUUGAGAAUCUUGUGGUAGUAUAGCCUGCAGUUGUGGACUGCAAUUCCUGUGAAAGCAAGGCAGACACAUUUGCUCCGUUGACCGCUCUAAGGUCCAGCCCGUUGCGAAAAAAUUUUCGAGCUACUGUAGCAUUUUCGUUUUUAUGUGGCAAUUAUUGUUCAAUUAUGGACUAACUGGACUCAAAAGAUUCGUCUUGUUAAUUACAGAUAAAUUGUGUAAUUAGUUAUUUUUUUAUCUAUAUUAUGCAUGUGCUGCAAAAUUUGAUGUGACGGAAUUUUGAAAAGCUUUUGGCUUUUGGGAGGAA